Messenger RNA from Hypanus sabinus (Atlantic stingray), 9454 nucleotides. It is a transcript of the gene atr, whose product is annotated as ATR serine/threonine kinase. NCBI's taxonomy places the organism in Eukaryota, Metazoa, Chordata, Chondrichthyes, Myliobatiformes, Dasyatidae. Gene Ontology annotation, molecular function: protein serine/threonine kinase activity; protein binding. Gene Ontology annotation, cellular component: nucleus. The transcript is spliced from 48 exons. Gene Ontology annotation, biological process: DNA damage checkpoint signaling; telomere maintenance; protein phosphorylation. The coding region runs from base 92 to 8215 and encodes 2707 amino acids. The record is from RefSeq and is a predicted model, not a curated record.
UGCGUGACUUCCGCGGCGGGACAUGGUGAUCCAUGUGAAAUUACAAAGCCCGAGCUCCUGAUUCUGCAACGUUGGUGAAUACUACCCCAAGAUGUGUGAACAGGGGCUGGAGAUGGCCUCUAUUCUACCGGCUCUGCGGGAGCUGGAAAGUGCCAGUCCAGAUGAUUAUAACAUAGUGGUGCAAAAGCCAAGGCAGAUUCUUUGUCAGUUUGUUGACAAGAUGCUGACAGAUGUUGAUGUUGUUGCUCUGGAGCUUUUGAAGAAGACUGACUCUCAGCCAACGUGUGUGAUGCUGCUUGAUUUUAUUCAACACAUUAUGAAAUCCUUCCCUCUUAUGUUUGUGAGCGCUCCACAAAAGCCAACCAAGGAAAUUCAGCGGCACAGUAGUGAUGAUGAAAGUAGUUGUAUUGAUUUCAGUAACUGGAUCAUAACAAGGCUUCUUCGGAUUGCUGCAGCCCAGAACUGCCAGGCACUGCAAAACUGUAUUGCAAAAAUUAUAAUUUCUUUGUUAUGGCUGUUUAAGAACAAGAAUCCCUUCAUAUUUGGAGUACAAACAAAGGAAGUGCUUGGCCUCUUUCAAGAUUUAAUCUGUCUGACAGAGAAGAAUAUAGUGAUGCCGGAAUCAUCCUUGUGGCCAUUCACAGUUAAUCGUUUUAUUGUGGCUGUGACAGAGAAUCCAGGAUAUUUAACUCCUGCACCUUUUCUACUGAACUCUGUGUUACAAGUAGAGUUAUUGGAGAUCAUAUUACUGAGAAUACUAUCUGCGAUUCUUUCCAGCAUGUUUUGUAGGCGACAACGACUCAUUUUAUGGGAAAUAGGCUGCUCCCUUUUAGAACAUGGCAGCCCCAAGAUAAAGAGUAUUGUGUUAACCCUGUUUUCAAAGUUAACAAACCUUGGAGGACCACCACCAGAAGAAUUGACAAAUAUGUUUUUUACUCAUUUUAUUGAUCUUUUGCUAUUAUUUAAGAGGGCCAACAGAGAUGAACUAGAAUUGUAUGAGGAGCCAUUUGCAGGAUUGGUCAGAGCACUUUUUCCCAUCAAUGCUGAACACCUUGCAAGUGCAUGUGUGAUAGAACCAUUUUACCUGAACAGGCUAAUGGAUAAAUUAAGUACUUUGAUAGGAGACGGACUGAUGAAACAAAUUGAAUCUGAUAAAUUAAGAUCAGCUUUAUGUCACAUAUUGCAACAUUUUUUGACGUUUAGACCUUCAGGAGUUAUUUGUGCGGACCCAAUACAGAAACACCGUAUGCAUGUGAUUUGCAGAGCUGUAACUGAAAUGAUAGGAAUACAGCAGAACCAACAGUAUUUGUUAAGUUGCUUGUACAUAGCAAUGAAAGCAGAAGGAGUCAGUGUCAUGCAGGCUGCACGUAAUCGGACAUCAUCAACAGAGAUUCCUGAAACAGGUGGAGAAAGAAAUGUUGAUGAAGUUCCAGAGAAGCGGCCACGCUUGAGUUUUACAGGACAAAGCUCACUAAAUCCAGUCCUGCUGGCUGAAUGUGGACAAGUGGAAAUGAAAUUGAAAAGUAGAUUGUGGUGGGAUGUAUAUGAAAGACUGAGAGCAUUGAUCAAUUCAUUGGACAAGGCUGAGUCGCACAAGGAAACUUUACCUCUGUUGGAGGGUAUUGUGGUUUUAUUUCGUUUGGCAGCUCUGUGUACAGCAUUCUGUGACAAAGGAAUUACUAAUAGUAACAAAAUCAAAACAAAUGACUUUCCCAUGGAAGAGACACAAAAUCCUACAGAAAUUCCAUCAAUCAAAACACAAUUAAUUUGGAUACGUGUUGAAAUGUUUACCGAGGUCCUGGAAUAUGGAAGGAAGCAACUGAACAGUGCUUCAAAUAAUGAAGAGAUGCAACAUUUGGUUGAUAGAUUAAUCAAAAUAAUUGAUGCUAUAAUCUACUUGCAAGUUGUUCAAGGCAAUGGGAACAAAGACAUGCUUUAUACAAUUUGUGGAUUCCUAUCAUUACCUUGGAUUCAUAAACACUGUUCUGAUGAAGCUUUCCAGUCCGCUGGUUUCAAUUCUGACCUUGUAUCUUUCAGCCAACAUUUAUCAAGCAGUUUCUCACUGCAGACCCAGGCAAAAUGUGUGUUUUUGUUGUCGAUGCUGAAUAAAGAAAUUUGUCCUGAUUGGAGAGCAGCAAUAUACAGAUGGUCUUUGCAAAGUCCCAUUGAAGUCAUCCGUGCAGCUACUAUCAAGGGAUUCCCCAUGCUGCUACAUUACUUGGGUGCCAAAUCCUACUCUCUCAUUAAUGAAGUUCUCAUAAACAAACUCCAAGAUAACUCCAUAUUGGUACAUGAAGAGUUUGCCAGUAAUGUUGGAAAGAUAGCCUGUGUGCUUUCAGGCAAAUCUGAACUGUUGCUUCCAAAGUAUGACUCAUUGUCUCCAAGUGAAGAUUAUGACCUUCUCUGUGGUAAUAUCAGCAUUGGAGGGGACUGCGCACUGACCGGACCAGCAGUUGGGCCCUCUGUUUUUAUUCCUUUCCUUGUACUUAUUGAAAAGACAAUGCCUGCUUCAGUAAAAUUGGAUAUCUUCAAUACUUCACCCAUACAGGUUGCUGUCCCCAAAUGCUUCAAGUUAGCCAACUUCAUCCCUAUACCAAAGAACUCUCCGCCUUCAGCAUUCAUACGAAGUAUUCCCUAUUUGUGUAAGUAUGUGAAUUUGACAAAAAAUGAUUUGGAUACAAAGGCCAUUAAUAGUGCAAUAUUGAACCUCAUGGAAGAUCCAAAUAAAGCUGUCAGAAUUGCAUUUAGUGAAAAAAUACAUAAUUUGAUAGAAUCCCAAGAAAUUGAGGAUCAGAGUUUACUUAAAGAGCUGCUUGUAACAAAGUUGAAAGAGGCAUAUGCCAAUGCAAAGAUGUCAGGAGACAAUGAGCUGAAAGAUACAUUAAUACUUACAACCAGAGAAAUAGGAAGAGCUGCAAAGGGAGAUCUGGUACCAUUUGCUCUUUUACACCUGUGCCAUUGUUUGUUAUCGAAGUUUACAUAUGUUGCUGGUGCUGCUUAUACCGAGAUCAGAGCACUAGCUGCAGCAAAGUGUAUGAAAUUGCAAGCCUUCUUCAGUCAGUACAAAAAGCCCAUUUGUCAGUUCUUGGUGGAGUCAUUGCAUACAAGGCACCUGGCAGCCAGUGGUAGUAUUGGAAGCCAGAGUAAAGAGUUAGGUCAUCGGGAAUUGGAUCAUCAGCGACAGAUUACACUUGAUAUGUUAUCGGAAGUUGCUCAUGUGUUUGAUUUUCCUGAUCUAAACCGCUUCCUGACGCGAACCUUACAAUCUCUGUUGCCAUAUCUGGCCGCAAAGGCCAGUACUACAUCUUCAUUAUUGAUCCGGACCAUAGCCAAGCAGCUGAAUGUGAAUCGCCGAGAAAUUCUCAUCAACAAUUUUAAGUACAUCUUUUCCCAUCUGGUCUGUUCCUGCUCAAAGGAUGAGCUUGAACGUGGUCUACAUUAUCUGCAGAAUGAAACUGAACUUGAACUGGGCAGUCUCCUUAGGCAGGAUUUUCAGGGCUUACACAAUGAGCUACUUCUGCGCAUAGGAGAGCACUAUCAGCAGGUUUUCAAUGGACUGGCCAUACUGGCAGCUUCUGCUUCUCGGAGCGAUCAAUGCCAAACAUCCAGAGACAUUACUUCAGCGGAGUUAAUGGCGGACUAUUUGCAGCCGAAACUAUUGGGGAUUUUGGCCUUUUUUAACAUGCUGUUACUGAGUUCCAGUGUUGGAAUGAAUGAUAAAAAGAUGGCCAUGAAUAGUUUAAUAUCAUUAAUGAAACUGAUGGGAUCGAAACACAUCAGUUCUGUCCGGGUGAAGAUGAUGACCACCCUGAGGACAGGCCUACGAUACAAAGACGAAUUUCCCGAGUUAUGCUGCAGGGCGUGGGAUUGCUUUGUGCGUUGCCUGGAACCCAGUUAUCUGGGGGCCCUUCUCAGUCAAGUCAUUGUAGCUCUUUUGCCUCUAAUGUCCAUUCAGCCAAAAGUGACAGCUGGAAUAUUUCACUACCUUAUUGUUGAGAACAGAACUGAAGUAAAAGAUUUUCUGCAUGAGAUUUACUUUUUGCCAGAACACCCCGAUUUUACUGAGAUCCAGAAAGUGCUGCAAGAUUACAGAAAGGAAACAUCUAAAAGCACAGAUUUGCAAACUGAACUACAGUUAUCUAUGCGAGCUGUUCAGCAUGAGAAUGUAGAUGUUCGCAUACAUGCACUGACUAGUUUGAAGGAUACUUUAUACAAGAAACAGGAGCAAUUGGUAAAGCUUGCCACAGACAGUGAGACAGUCGAGCCCAUUAUCUCUCAGUUAGUGAUGGUGCUUCUGAAGGGUUGUCAGGAUGCAAAUGCCCAGGCUAGACUCCUGUGUGGAGAAUGCCUUGGUGAGUUGGGAGCAAUAGAUCCUGGGCGAUUGGACCUCAUGACAAGUAACACAGAAGGCAAAAGCUCUACAUUUGUGGCUGGUGUGGAGGACCCCAGUUUUGCCCAUUAUUUGCUGGUAGAGCUGACAAGAGCAUUCCUUGCUUAUGCAGAUAACGUUCGAGCUCAGGACUCAGCUGCUUAUGCCAUUCAGGAGCUGCUACAGAUAUAUAAAUGCAGGGAAGGAAAGUCUGAUUGUCCAGGGCGCAGAUUGUGGAGGAGUUUUCCAGAGCAUGUACAGGAAAUACUGGAGCCUCAUCUAAACACGAGGUAUAAAAGUUCUCAGAAGACUUGGGACUGGGUCAGCAUUAAGAAGCCAUUUUACCUUGGUAAGCAUGACAGAAAUUUUGCGGACUGGUCAGCAACAUGGGCUGGCUACCUGACAACAAAGGUUCGACAUGACCUAGCUGGGAAAGUCUUUGAUUGUUGCAGUUUUAUCAUGAAACAUGACUUCAAAGUGACGAUCUAUCUGCUACCUCAUAUUCUAGUUUAUGUUUUACUUGGAUGUAAUGAAGAAGAUCAACAGGAAGUCUACUCUGAGAUGAUGGCUGUCCUAAAACACGAUGAAGCCUGGGACAGGAGGUUGCAGGACAGUGCAUCAGAUCUGAGUCAGUUGAGUACACAGACUGUUUUUUCGAUGUUGGAUCAUCUUGCACAGUGGUCGAGGCACACACUUCAGGCUCUCAGUUCUGAGAAAAGUGGAAGCAGAUCCAGCAAGGACAGAGGGGGCCCAAAUGUUUCAAGCUCAGAGUAUAAAGAAUAUAAAAAUGUCACCUCCUUUCUGGACCUCAUACCCCAGGAUGUGCUUGCCAUCGCUUCUUUUCGUUCCAAAGCUUAUACCCGUGCGGUGAUGCACUUUGAGUCUUUUAUUGCAGAAAAGAAAGAGAACAUUCAGCAACACCUUGGAUUUUUGCAGAAGCUAUAUGCAGCAAUGCAUGAAGCAGAUGGAGUGGCUGGAGUUAGCGCAAUCCGUAAGGGAGAACCAUCUCUUAGAGAACAAAUUUUGGAACACGAGAGCAGUGGACUGUUGAGAGAUGCUACCGCCUGCUACGAUCGGGCUAUUCAGUUAGAACCUGAUGAGAUAAUUCAUUACCAUGGAUUGAUGAAAUCUAUGCUUGGGCUUGGCCAGCUGUCUACAGUCCUCACUCAGGUUAAUGGAGUGCUUGCAAGCAGGCCUGAGUGGACCACUGAACUGAACACUUACAGAGUGGAGGCAGCCUGGAAAUUGACCCAGUGGGAGUCGCUACAGAAUUAUGUAAACACAGAGUGGAAAUCCUGCACUUGGAGCGUGCGACUUGGCCAGCUUUUGCUUCUUGCUAAGCAGAGGAAUGUGGAGGGUUUCUAUGAGCAGCUGCAGAUUACCCGAGCAGAGCAGAUAGUGCCACUCUCUGCAGCAAGUUUUGAACGAGGGUCGUAUCAGCGUGGUUAUGAGUACAUCGUCAGGUUGCAUAUGUUAUGUGAGCUGGAACACAGUGUCAAAGAACUGUUACAUCAGCAGUCAAGGGACCACAGUGAACACCACAUGCAUCCUCUUGAUUGGCAGGCUCGUCUAGAAAUGACUCAGAAUUCCUUUCGGACAAAGGAGCCAGUCUUGGCGCUGCGCAGAGCAUUGCUCAGUGUUAGUAAAACGGCUGAGUACAGUAAGUUGGUUGGAGAAUGCUGGCUACAAAGUGCCAGAGUUGCCAGAAAAGCUGGACAUCAUCAAACCGCAUACAAUGCCCUCCUUAAUGCAGGAGAAUCAAGACUACCUGAGCUUUAUGUAGAGAGAGCAAAGUGGCUGUGGUCCAAGGGAGAUGUUCACCAAGCCUUAAUAGUCCUCCAGAAAGGUGUUGAGUUGUGUUUUGGAGAUACAGAACCAGAAUUAAGUGACGAUAAAAGCUGUUUAAUAAAGGGACAAGCUACAUUGUUGGUUGGACGUUUCAUGGAAGAGACAGCUAAUUUUGAAAGCAAUGCAGUUAUGAAAAAAUAUAAGGAAGUGACCAAUUUAUUACCAGACUGGGAAGAUGGGCACUUUUAUUUUGCAAAAUAUUAUGACAAAUUAAUGCUUAUGGUAACUGAUAACAAGAUCGAAAAGCAGGGAGAUUUAAUUCGCUACAUAGUUCUUCAUUUUGGCACGUCUCUGCGAUUUGGAAAUCAAUUUAUCUACCAGUCCAUGCCUAGAAUGUUAUCAUUAUGGCUUGACUACGGAGCAAAAGCCUAUGAAUUGGAAAAGGCAUCUGGACGCACUGCUGAUCGCAUUGCCAUGAGAACUGAACUUGAGAAAAUUAACAAAGUGAUAGAGGAUCAUACUAACUACUUAGCUCCUUACCAAUUCCUGACGGCAUUUUCUCAGCUGAUUUCAAGAAUAUGCCAUUUCCACGAUGAUGUGUUUGCAAGACUGAAAGGCAUUAUUGUCAAGGUUUUCUUGGCCUAUCCCCAGCAGGCUAUGUGGAUGAUGACAGCUGUGUGCAAGUCAUCUUAUGCGACACGAGUUAAUAGGUGUAAGGAAAUUCUUCAGAAGGCCAUUAAUGAUGACAGCCGUUUAGGCAAGUUUGUAGGAGAUGCCACUCGUCUCACUGAAAAGUUGCUGGAACUGUGCAACAAAACGGUAGAUGGAAACAACACAACUUUAAGUAUGAGCGUUCAUUUCAAAUUGCUGAAACGAUUGGUGGAAGAGCCAGCUUUCAGUGAAAUCCUCAUCCCUCUGCAAUCUGUGAUGACUCCCACUCUGCCAUCAACUCCAGGCACCCACACAACUCAUGACCCUUUCCCUGGUCAUUGGGCCUACAUUGCUGGCUUUGCAGACAUGGUGGAAAUCUUAGCUUCUCUUCAAAAGCCCAAGAAAAUCACUCUUAAAGGUUCUGAUGGGAAGUCCUAUAUUAUGAUGUGUAAACCCAAAGAUGACCUCAGGAAGGAUUGUCGUCUUAUGGAAUUUAACUCACUAAUUAAUAAGUGCUUACGUAAAGAUGCAGAAUCUCGCAGGCGAGAACUUCACAUCAGAACUUAUGCAGUCAUUCCUCUGAAUGAGGAAUGUGGUCUGGUUGAGUGGGUCAACAACACUGCUGGCUUAAGACAUAUACUGAAUAAAUUGUAUAAAGAAAAAGGUGUUUACAUGCUUGGGAAGGAGCUACGUCAGUGCAUGCUACCAAAACAAGCACCUUUGGAGGAGAAACUAUCUGUAUUUAAAGAGCAGCUUUUGCCACGUCACCCUGCUGUUUUUCAUGAAUGGUUCCUGAGGACCUUCCCUGAUCCAACUUCCUGGUACAGUAGUAGAUCAGCCUUUUGUCGGUCUGUUGCUGUGAUGUCAAUGGUCGGCUACAUUCUAGGUCUAGGUGAUCGGCAUGGAGAAAACAUUUUAUUUGAUUCUUUAACAGGUGAAUGUGUUCAUGUCGACUUCAACUGUCUUUUCAAUAAGGGAGAAACCUUUGACGUUCCAGAAGUUGUCCCUUUCCGCCUAACCCACAACAUGGUCCAUGCCAUGGGCCCUAUGGGGACAGAAGGUUUGUUCCGUCGAGCCUGUGAAGUAACAUUGAGAUUAAUGCGUGAUCAGCGAGAACCUUUAAUGAGUGUGUUGAAAACUUUCCUGCAUGAUCCAUUAGUGGAGUGGAGCAAACCAGUCAAAGGAAGUACGAGAGUUCAACCUAAUGAAACUGGGGAAGUAAUCAAUGAAAAGGCCAAGACCCAUGUACAGGACAUAGAAAAGAGGCUACAUGGCGUGAUUAAAACAAGAAAUAAAGUGAAGGGGUUGCCUUUAUCCAUUGAAGGUCAUGUCCAUUACCUUAUUCAAGAAGCAACAAAUGAGAAACUACUGUGCCAGAUGUACCUUGGUUGGGCACCAUACAUGUGAAAGCAUUUAUUAACUGGUAUAAGUGACAAAGCAAAAUUGGUGAAGUAAGAUGGAGCUAUAUGAUUUGUGGCCUCUUUUCGUCUUACAUCAAAAUCACCAUCGUGGUUUCAGAAACAAGUUUGAUUAUUUGUGCUAUGCACCUCUGUAGUAAUGACUUAGUUUUUGAAAGAUUAUUUCUUUAGAAGAAAACGUAUUUCAAUCAGAGGGACUGUAUCAAAAAGAUGAAAAGGAUCUGUAAAUCUGCUAUAACAGUGAAUAGAGUGUUAAGUAAACAUGGAACUUUACUUUAGAUCAAGUGCACAGAAGAACUUGUAGAAGCAAAUGUUGAAAUAAAAUAAAGGCAAGGUCAGCUGAGGGCGUGAUGUACAGAAAUCUGACACAGAAGCGUGGACUGUUAAUAUUGCAAAAUAUGACUUGAAAGGCCUUGGCAUAAGAAUCAAACAGGUUGAAAACACUGGCAAUCUCAGAAGUGACCAUAAGACACAGGAUUAAAAUUAGGCCAUUUGGCCCAUCGAGUCUGCUGAAAAAAGAAAGAAAUUCCUUGUGAUCUGGAUAAGAUCAAAAAACCUUACUUACCUCUGACGCCAUGGCACAUUGCACAUUAUGAACUUGUACUAUAUUGCUGAAUUUGUAUAAUACAUUGAAUUAUAUUGAUUUUAGGGAAUAAGCUUAAGUUGAAAGCAAGGUGAUUGAUUGUGAUCAAUGUGAUUUUGCCUGUUAGGCAAUUAAGUUGCUGUGUGGAAUUUUGAGGUACAGGGUGAUCUCCUUUCAACUCUACGGUGUUACUGGAUCCUGUACAUGAAUGGAGAAUGAAUAAAAUCCAACCUCCAGAUAAAUUUGUGAAAACAGCAUUCCUUGGAAUUAACAGAUAAAUAAAGUUUGACAAAUUGAAUUAAUCUGUUAUUUUGAUUGUUACUACUUUCUGAGUCUUGUUUGAUUUUCUCAGAGAGACAAAAAAUAAUAGAGGCUCUAAUGAAGAGCCUUGACAUUGCAGCAGCUAUUUUCAUAAUCUAAACAUUCAGCAUAGAUGUUACUGUAUUGGUGGCUCAUUUAUUUAAUUGGUUUGUAAAUGUGUAUUACAUUGGUAGAGUUUUAAACCUUAUCCCUGAGCACAGCUUGAUGCUUUUAUUUGUUUUGUCUGUAGCUUGGAAAGAAAAAUAGAUUUGAAGAAAAUGGAAAUUGCAAAUGAAUAUUUUUACAUGUUAAUAUAACAUAUAAUUAAAUUGUGGAAUUGUUGCA